UCCCCGUGUAAACGUCAAUUCCAAUUUCUCCUUACACGCCAUGGGGACUACGGGCAGCGACGUCGAAGCCGGCUUUGCAAAGCUGCAAGGCGAGGAUUUUGAGUACUACAUGCAAACAUACUCCAUUAUAUUGGGCCGCAAUUCCAAGAAAUCAACCGUAGAUGUUGACCUGUCCAGCCUCGGUGGCGGCAUGAACAUCUCCCGUCACCAUGCUCGCAUCUUUUACGACUUCACGCGCCGGCGUUUUGCCCUAGAGGUUCUUGGGAAAAAUGGCUGCUUGGUUGAAGGCGUCCUUCAUCUCCCUGGAAACCCUCCUGUCAAGCUUGAUUCUCAAGAUCUGUUACAAAUUGGGGAUAAAGAGUUCUAUUUUCUGCUUCCUGUGAGGAGUAUUUUGGGCGGCCAUCUUGGACCCAGGCAUCAUGUGGCGAUGAUGCCACAGUUUGGUUAUCAUUCCGCUGGGGCAGAGAGGAUUGGGCCAGUGACGGUGGCGGGAGUUAAAAAAGGGAGAAGAGAAUUUUACGAGGAUGAGUAUGAUGAUGAUGAGGAGAUUGGCGGUGGUAGUGGUGGAAAGAAAAUUAGGAGAGAGGGUUUUGAGCGGUACGGCUACGGUGCAGGCGGUGGCUCCGGUGGUAAAGUGGGAUUGGCUGGAGCUUUAGUUCCUGCAGAGAAGAAAAUAGACGGAAGAUCAAGGGUUGAUCGUGAUUCCGACAAUCAUCAACUUAUGCAAUUGGAGGAAAAAGAUGUGGUGUCAUCUGUUGCUACAGUGCUUUCUGAUCUCUGUGGUCCUGGAGAAUGGAUGCCUAUGGAGAAACUCCAUGCUGAGUUGGUGGAGCAAUAUAGCAAUGUCUGGCAUCAUACUCGGGUAAGGCGAUAUCUCACAUCUGAGGAUUGGCCUGGUCCUGAACCCAAAGGGAAACCCUGGUACGGCUUGCUUAUGUUGUUGAGAAAAUACCCAGAGCACUUUGUCAUCAACACAAGGUCCAAGGGUCGUAUAACACUGGAGUUUGUCUCUCUUGUCUCUCUGCUUUCAUAAGCUCCUGAGAACAUGACUAGGCUCUUCCCCUCGCACGGUCUACCCGCAAAGCUGCAUGCUGUUUAUCCUCAAAUUGAAUUAAGUUGCAGAUUCUUUAUCUUGAAUCUUGGAUGAGAUCGGGGCUUGCUGCUUGAAAAUAUGUAAAUGAAAUGCAGCCUAAACCAUUGUGCAUCUUUUCUUGAUGUCUGUGUCAUGAAUAUUCUGUACAUGAUGUUUUUGAUGAUGCAACUUUACAUCUUUUUCGGGACAGAUCUUCUAUUUCUUAAGCACAUGCUUAAUGACGUGGAAAUUUCACUGCCUUCAGAAUUUUUCUAGCUAUCCAUUACUGCUGUUGACCAAUCCCCAAGAGUUGAAUUCGUAGAUCCAGUCUCCACCAAGCCAACGAUGUUGCUGGCUGAUCCAUCAAUGAGAUGAAUGUUGUUCAAUUAUGUAGCCUCAGCUUCCAGAUUCCUAUGUUAAAUAUUGUUGAAACAUGUCAAAGAGAUAAUAUGUACACUUACUGUCC
Manihot esculenta (cassava) is the source of this 1538-nucleotide messenger RNA. Its product is annotated as FHA domain-containing protein FHA2. The transcript has 3 exons. The coding region runs from base 41 to 1033 and encodes 330 amino acids. The record is from RefSeq and is a predicted model, not a curated record. Gene Ontology annotation, molecular function: sequence-specific DNA binding; protein binding. Gene Ontology annotation, biological process: regulation of ribosomal protein gene transcription by RNA polymerase II. NCBI's taxonomy places the organism in Eukaryota, Viridiplantae, Streptophyta, Magnoliopsida, Malpighiales, Euphorbiaceae. Gene Ontology annotation, cellular component: nucleus.